GCAAGGUGUUGUCGGCCACUCCACUCACAGGACCCCGUGGAUCGCCGCCCGCGUGCCCAUGUUUUCCUUCGCUCGUCGCUAAAAGAUGAUUAUUUCUCACAAAGUCCUCACAUUUGACAACAUAACACACACAUCGCGCCGUCUCGCCUCUUAGUGAGUCCGCCGCCUGAGCCGCGCAAGUUCGAGCGUCGUCGUAGACUUUCCCCGCCGCCUGUGGUCAUGACGUCAUCGAUGGUGGUGCCGGUCAUUGAUGUCCAGCAUGACAACUUCAAAGAACUCUGGCCCGCCAUGGUGCUGGCUAUGACGUCAUCCUCUUUUCUGGCUCUCGACACGGAGCUGAGUGGUCUGGGGAACAGGACGUCGCUACUUGCUGCGUGUAUAGAAGACAGGUACAAGGCCAUAUGCCACGCAGCUCGCUCUCGCUCCAUCCUCUCCCUGGGAAUCGCUUGCUACAAGAAACUCGCCGAGCAGUCUGCAGACACGUACCUGGUCCAGGUGUACAACCUCACCCUGCUCUGUUCAGAGGAGUACAUCAUCGAGCCCCAGUCGGUGCAGUUCCUGGUGCAGCACGGCUUCGACUUCAACAAGCAGUACGCUCACGGCAUACCCUACCACAAGGGGAAUGACAAGGGGGGCUCAGACAACCAGGGAGUUCAUAUCCGGGCUUUAUUCACGGAGAUAUUGCGUGCCAGGAAGCCCUUGGUGCUCCACAACGGCCUGAUUGACAUGGCUUUCCUGUACCAGAACUUUUAUGCACAUCUUCCAGAUCGUUUAGCCACCUUCACGGCCGACCUGUCCGAGAUGUUCCCGGCAGGCAUCUUCGACACCAAAUACGUGACCGAGUUUGACCUCCGCCUCAGCGCCUCCUACCUGGAGUACGCCUACAAGAAAUGCAAGCUGGACAACAGCCGCAACGAGUCCUCCGGUGGGACCGGCCGUCACAUCCAGCUGCAGUUCUGUCAGUAUGCCGGUGCCAUGUCCCGCUAUGUGGACCAUAGGGCCUGCCCCACUGUCGCUCCUCAUCAGGUGCAGGCUGACAUCUGCCACAACUUCUCCGCGUUCGGUUGGUGUCCGAAAGGCACCGAGUGUCCCUCGUCCCACGACACAGACCUCAUCAUUCUCCACGACGAUAACUCCAGGACGGAGAAGAGGAGAAAGAGGAAGCGCCAUCAGAAGAAGAAGAAGAAAGAAGAAGAAGACCCUGCGGCGCUGGAAGCUGCUCCUCGGGACAAAAAGCCUCACAUGGACUUGGAACCUGGGAAGAUGAUUGACAACCGUAAGGAUGGAGAAGACAUGAAGACUCUUAAUGAUGGAGAAGACAUGAAGACUCUUAAUGAUGGAGAAGACAUGAAGACUCUGCAUGAUGGAGAAGACACGAAGACUCUGCAUGAUGGAGACGCCAUGAAAGCAGACCUCAAAGUGUGCGAGGACACCACGGAAUCGCCAAGAUGCGACAAGAAGGUGGAGUCAGGUUCCCACCGAGCAGGGUUCGAUGCCUUCAUGACGGGGUACAUCUUCGCCUACUCCUGCGCCACCGUGCAGCAGGCGGGCGGCGAGGAGGAGGAGGAGCGGGCGUGGCUCCCCGACUCCCUCAACAAGAUCUACCUGAGCGGCAAGGCGGCCCCUCUCAACAUCGUCAAGAGCACCUUCUCCAAGUCCUCCAAGGCCCACGUGCAGAAGAUGGCGCUGGUCUGGGCCAGCAAGCGGUAAGAGCGGGGGUGUCCAAACUUUUUCCCCCUGGGGGCCAUUUUGAUGUUUUUUUAUUUCCAAAACCUUACAGGUCCCGGGGAUCCAAAAGGGUCUCUGUCAUUAAAGUGUUAAAAAAGUG
Molecule: messenger RNA, 1828 nt
Organism: Nerophis ophidion (straightnose pipefish)
Lineage: Eukaryota; Metazoa; Chordata; Actinopteri; Syngnathiformes; Syngnathidae
Product: target of EGR1 protein 1-like
Exons: 7
Coding region: 220-1710 (496 amino acids)
Biological process (GO): snRNA 3'-end processing
Cellular component (GO): Cajal body; cytoplasm
Molecular function (GO): 3'-5'-RNA exonuclease activity; metal ion binding; snRNA binding
Source: RefSeq, a predicted model, not a curated record